This is a messenger RNA of Bactrocera oleae (olive fruit fly), 2567 nucleotides long. RefSeq names its product nessun dorma (gene nesd). NCBI's taxonomy places the organism in Eukaryota, Metazoa, Arthropoda, Insecta, Diptera, Tephritidae. Gene Ontology annotation, biological process: spermatogenesis; male meiosis cytokinesis. The record is from RefSeq and is a predicted model, not a curated record.
UUGGUAGUACUUAUCGAUAGUUUUUAUCUUAAUGCGGUGUGGUUGGCAACGCCGUGACCUAUUUGAAUUUGUGUUCAAGAUUUUCUUUUCCUAAUAUUUGAAAUUUGUGCAAUGGAAGUUUAUGAAUUUGAUAAGUGUUUGCUUGACCGCUUGGAAGAAUCUAUGGGAGUUUUAUCUUGGAAAGAUGAAGUUAUACCCGCAUCUCAAGUACGUUCCGAGUGGUCAUAUUAUAUUGAACUUCAGAUUGAACCAGCAGGUUGGCAAGCACUAUGGAAGAUUCCUCGAGUGAUAUGUGAAGAAUUAUGUAUUAGAUACCCAACUGUAGUUUUCGGUUACGUGGAGCAAGUUGUUUUUAAAGAUUUGAAAGCUAUAUUUAUUAUCCAAGCAGUUCAAGAUGAAGACAUUCAUAUACCGGAGAAGCACGAAGUUUUCUUGGAAGAUCUAUGGCCUACGAAAGAGCAAGAAAACUCCGAAUUAAACAUUGAACGAACUGCUGAUUGUAUUGAUCGUUUAAGGUUCUUUUAUACUCAUGUUUGGAUGCCAUGGGACAAUGAUAACGAUGACGACCUUAAUUGGGUAGAAAAGCAUUUAGAGUCACGUAUCCGAUUUUGCUAUGACUUGCGUAAAAGAACAAUGAAAAAACCCUUGGCAGCCCAUAUACGUAAAUUGCUUACAGAAUCUAAGUAUUUACAACAACGACGAGAGUACCUAGAACUAGGACUUACUGACGAAGACGAAGCAGACCUCGAAGAAACGAUGGGUAAAACAGAAGUAACUGAUUUAAUGAGAUUGCACUUGCGCCUAGCUAUGAUUCGCAAUGAAAUUGAAUUAUUAGAAAAUCCAGAAAUGAGAAAAAUUUUUCAAGAAAUAAAAUUUCCAGAAGUAAAAUAUUUCAAUAAAAAUGAGCAAAAUGACAUAUCUAGCGAAAGAAAACUUGUACAAAUUUAUUUUGUAAUGACGCCAUGCAUACUUGAUCAACAAAUAUAUUUAAUCCAAAUUGCCAAGAAGAGCAUUCCAAAAGAUGCUUUGGUUCAAACCGUUCCCACAUUGCAGGAAAUUUUAAACACUUGUAAUAAUUAUGACCGUAUUUAUCUUUCACCUGGCCGUCAUACUGUAAAAUUUUUGGAAAAUAUGGCCGAUGGCGGUAGGAUAUGUGGUCUUAUUACAGACAAAGAGAAGUUAACAAAAUCAUCGGAUUACUUUACUAAAGAAAAUGUUUCAAUAUCGUCAUCAGAUGAAGAAAGUGUUCUUUUUGUUUUCGAAAUGUCUUUUACUAUUGAAAAUGUAGUCUUAGACUGUCGCAACGUACAAACUGGAAUUUUAGUAAAAAGUGGAACAUUGCGUCUGCGGAAUUGUAUUUUAAUUGGCGAUGGAAAAACAAAUACUCAACAGGGCAUUAUAUGCCAUAAAGGAACAACAGUUAUUCUUGAAAAAUGCGUCGUAGAACGAUUUGCAACCGGUGUAACUGUAAUGAAUGAGUCAUUGUUACAGUUAAAACAUACAAACGUUUUGAAUUGUAAAAUUGGCAUCGAUUUGAGUGUUCACUCAAAAUGUCACUUUGAUGAUUCUAAAAUAACGAAUUCCCUUAAUAAUGCAAUACAUGUGUCAACAGUCUUCAAACCACAAAACCUUAAUGCCAGGUAUACAAUUUUGAACCAUUUAGAGGAGUGGGCUAAAUACUCUGACGCAACUACACCAUUCAUUGGAGAAUGUCAGUUCAAAGGUUGUAAAGUAAAUGUAUUUGUGCAAAAUAUAUGCAAAAUGAUUAUUUCAAGAGAUACAUUGAAUGUUUUGAGUGCUAAUGAGAAUGGUUUCGAAACCCCUAUUAAUAAGGACCAAACGGCGAAACUGGAAGGUGCCAUCAAGUCAUAUUAACAAAGUUAGGUUUAAUAUUAUACAUAAUUCUUAAUCGACACAAAUUAUAUAUUAACUAAAACAAUAAAUAAAUAUUUGCCCUUAACUUUAUAUUAUAUGGAUGCAUAUAUCAAUAUUUAAAAUCAUAUAUGUACAUACAUAUAUUAAAAUUAUAAAAGAAUAUAAUUAGGGGUGUUGUAGAAUCUUAUAGUUGUCGGAAUCAGAAUUGAAAUCGAUUAAAAAAAUUAAGUAGGUGUCAUGAAUUCAAAUAUUAUUGCUUUGACGUUCGAAACAGAAAUUAUAUCGGUUUUGGGUAUCACGGAAACCAAUUUGAUCGGUUUUGUUAUCAGAAAAAAGCAAAAGUAUAGUCGCUGACAGAUUUGAAAUGUAAGUUAUGAAAUUAAUUUAUAUUAUUGUUACGAUUUAAUAAUAAUAGUUUCUACAUAUAUGGGGAAACGUAAGAAUAAAACACAAAAAGAUAUUUUAAGAGAAUUUACGAAAUUUAACAGUUGAUAAUGUGAUAUAAAUGUAUGCAAGUAAAUGUAAACCAAAUUUAACAUGCGAUUCCCCUGGUGCAUCAAGUAGAUUACUGUGCUCUCUUAAUAUUUCCCUAACCUAAAAGAGCGUAACUCAUUGUAAACUUUAAUAUAGUUUAUUUAGUAUUUUAAAUUAAAAAAAAAAGCUUCCAAAUUUAUUCUUUUGCAAGUUUUGUU